CAUAGGAGCUGUCACACUGAACACGCAGAUUGAUCAAUGCGAGCGAUCGUCUGUUCCAUGUCUGACCGCUAUUUCCUCCGAUCCCCUCAAUUCACUUAGUUGAACCAUGCCCCCCGAGAUGAGGGAGAAGUCCAUGCCACACACCAUGGCGCCCUCCGAAUCCACGCCCCUCCUGCAGGUGGUCAGCGUCGCUCCCCAGCGGCACCGGUAUCCCCAUAAUAGGCUACGACGGUUCUGUAGCUUCACUCUCGGAACGCUGCUCGUGUUUUCUCUGUUCUUGUUCCUUCUUCCCACAGCUGUCUUUCCCCGGGAGCAUGGCUCCAUCUGGUCGUAUCUCCCUGGAGCGCGUCCAUUCCCCCAUAAGGCUUGGCCCCAGGGUCACGGUCUCAAGUAUGAGGAGCUGCAGGCAAUUCUUCAGACGACUCCGUCCGCGGAGAAAGCACGGGAAUGGAGCAGUUAUUAUACGGCAGGCCCUCAUCUCGCCGGCAAAAACCUGAGCCAGGCGAUCUGGACCCAAGAGCGCUGGCAAGAGUUUGGCAUCCAGGACACUGAAAUCGUGGCCUACGACGUCUACAUCAACUACCCUCUGGACCACCGCCUGGCUCUGCUAAAGAAGUCCAAGGAUCAGACUGAAGUUACGUUCGAGGCUACCCUAGAAGAAGACGUCCUAGAGGAGGAUGGCACCAGUGGUCUGCCUGACCGCGUGCCUACUUUCCAUGGCUAUUCGGCCACUGGAAAUGUCACUGCUCCAUUCGUCUACGUCAAUUACGGCUCUUAUCAGGAUUACCAAGAUUUGGUUGAUGCCAAUGUCAGUCUUGCUGGCAAGAUUGCGAUCGCCAAGUAUGGCCACAUCUUCCGUGGUCUGAAGGUGAAGCGCGCACAGGAGCUGGGCAUGGUGGGUGUGAUCUUGUAUGACGACCCAGAGGGCGAUGGUGAGGUUACCGAGGAAAACGGAUACAAGCCGUACCCCGAGGGUCCGGCCCGGAAUCCUAGUGCUGUGCAACGGGGUAGCACCCAAUUCCUGAGCUUUGCACCCGGCGAUCCUACUACACCUGGUUGGCCAUCCAAGCCCGGAUGUGACCGUAAGGAUCCUAGUCAUGCGAUCCCAUCCAUUCCUUCGAUUCCAAUCUCGUACAAGGAGGCCAUACCCUUUUUGAAGGCUCUUAAUGGACAUGGUCCCAAAGCAGUGGACUUCCCUAAGGGAUGGCAUGGCGGAAAACUUGGCAGCAAGGGCGUUGAAUAUAACAUUGGCCCUUCACCAGAUGAUGUGGUAAUUAACCUGGACAAUCAACAAGAAUACGUUACUACCCCCCUGUGGAACGUUAUUGGCACCAUCAAGGGUGCUAUUCCGGACGAGGUGGUCAUUCUGGGCAACCACCGGGAUGCGUGGAUCGCUGGUGGUGCUGGAGACCCGAACAGUGGCUCCGCUGUCCUCAAUGAAGUUAUUCGCAGCUUUGGCGAAGCUCUCAAGGCAGGUUGGAAGCCAUUGCGCACAAUCGUCUUUGCCAGCUGGGACGGAGAAGAGUAUGGACUGCUAGGAUCAACAGAGUGGGUGGAAGACAAGCUUCCGUGGCUUUCCAAAGCCAACGUUGCUUAUCUCAAUGUUGACGUGGCUGCCUCUGGAACUGUUCUUGGCCCUCGGGCAGCCCCGCUCCUGAACAGUUUGAUUUAUGAGGUUACUAGCCUCGUCCAGUCUCCCAACCAGACUAUUGAAGGCCAAACGGUUCGUGAUGUCUGGGAUGGCCACAUUGCGACCAUGGGUAGCGGUAGUGACUUCACUGCUUUCCAGGACUUUGCGGGUGUGGCCAGCCUUGACCUGGGCUUCGGCCGUGGCCCCAAGGACCCCGUAUACCACUAUCACUCCAACUAUGACAGCUUCGACUGGAUGGAUCGAUUUGGUGACCCUAAUUGGCUCUACCAUGAAGCCUGCACUAAGCUCUGGUCCCUGGCGGCCGCCAAGCUGGUCGAGGCCCCUGUACUGUCAUUUAGUGCGUCUGACUAUAGUGCUGGUCUUGGUCAAUAUUUGGAGAAGAUCAAGCCCAGUGCAAAGAACUUGCCUGGCGGCGAGUUCGACUUCGGGUCUCUGGACAGAGCAGUCGCCGAGUUCCAGGCUACGGCUCAGAAAUUUGACGCCAAUGCCGCUGAUCUGACCGCCCAGCUGGAUGAAGAUCUUCCCUGGUACCUGUGGUGGAAGAAGGUUAGGCUCUACUUCCAGAUUCGCGUGGUUAAUGACAAGUACAAGGCCCUUGAACGGGCUUUCUUGUACGAACCCGGACUCGAUGGGCGCGAGUGGUUCAAGCAUGUGGUGUUUGCGCCCGGCCUUUGGACCGGAUACUCGGGUGCGACGUACCCUGGCUUGGUGGAGAGUUUUGAUGCCGGUGAUGCGGCAAAUGCCCAGAAAUGGCGCUCUAUCAUUGUUGAUCGCCUGGAAGCCGCUACGAAAGUGCUUCAAUGAUACAGAUAGAUGAUCAUUGGUGGUUGGAUAGAUGGCAGGAGAAAGCGGAGCUGAGAACAUCUACCAUCGUAGCUUCAGAAUCAGUAGUAUACAGAGAAGAAUGUGACGUAGCGUUGGUGGUUAGAAAUGUAUAUAGCAGCUGACCGCAGGAUGCGUCGUAGUAGGACUUCAAUACAGAGUACUAUACCUUCUCAGUCAUGGU
Aspergillus nomiae NRRL 13137 is the source of this 2657-nucleotide messenger RNA. Its product is annotated as M28 family metallopeptidase. The transcript has 3 exons. NCBI's taxonomy places the organism in Eukaryota, Fungi, Ascomycota, Eurotiomycetes, Eurotiales, Aspergillaceae. Gene Ontology annotation, molecular function: carboxypeptidase activity. Bases 107 to 2455 code for a protein of 782 amino acids. The record is from RefSeq and is a predicted model, not a curated record.